Messenger RNA from Camelina sativa (false flax), 1065 nucleotides. Lineage: Eukaryota; Viridiplantae; Streptophyta; Magnoliopsida; Brassicales; Brassicaceae. The record is from RefSeq and is a predicted model, not a curated record.
UCAUUCUCCAAGUGCUCCUAAAACCCACCCCCUACAGCUCUCUCUCUCUCUAACUUUACCCUUUUAACAAAAAAAACAAAGAAAAAAAAAAUGGCAAGCGCAAAUCCAGAAACCGCCAAACCCACGCCUGCAUCGGUGGACAUGGCUAACCCAGAGGAGCUUAAGAAAGUCUUCGACCAGUUCGAUUCCAACGGCGACGGCAAGAUCUCGGUGCUCGAACUCGGCGGCGUGUUUAAAGCCACGGGGACUUCCUACACGGAGACGGAGCUCAACCGCGUCCUUGAAGAGGUCGACAUAGAUCGCGACGGUUUCAUCAACCGAGACGAGUUCUCUACUCUCUGCCGCUCGUCUUCCUCCGCGGCGGAGAUCCGUGACGCCUUCGAUCUAUACGAUCAGGACAAAAACGGACUGAUCUCCGCCGCUGAGCUUCACCAGGUUCUUAACCGCCUUGGAAUGUCUUGCUCUGUCGAGGACUGUACUCGUAUGAUCGGACCUGUGGAUGCUGACGGAGACGGGAAUGUCAAUUUCGAAGAGUUUCAGAAGAUGAUGACCUCUUCCUCCCUCAUCAACAACGGAUCUGCUAAUGGAGGGAGUAGUAUAUUCGUAUCUUUGUCUAUAUUAAAGCUAUUUCCGGGUGUAGUAAUCAAAGUGGUUUAGGAAACAAGUGUGAUUACCUUAAAUAUAUGGCAAGCAACUAGUCCUCGUGAAAAAGACAACCCCAGUUUGCAAAAGAUAUAUAGAGAUGGAAUCCUAUGGUGCUGGUUGACUGGUUGUGUACAUUGGAAAAAAGAAGACGUUUACGUCUUCGAAUCGUAUUCCACUCUUCCUCUUUGGAGUAAAAAGAAUCAAAUGGACUUCCAUUUGUUCGUUCCACUCGUUCUCUAUGGAAGAAGAACUUUUGACUUGUUUGUGUAAGAGUCCGGCCUAUUAAAUCCCAUCUUAGGCCCUAAGUUUAUUUUAUUUGUAAUUUUGUUAACAAGUCAUAACCUAACCGUGAGUGAGUUUGGUAAUUGUCAAAACUCAAACGUACCGACUACUACUUUUAAAACAUGCAUGAUUGAGCUU